GCGAGCAGCCCUGGGGAAAUGGGAAUGGGCUUUGAGAGGCGGAAGGCGGCAAGCGCAACCUCCGGGGCUCUGCCGCCCUCUUGACCGCGGCUGGCUGGCGCCGUCUUGGGCUGCUAGGGGACGAGUAGAAGUUCAGACGUAGUUUGCCUUCCCUUGUUGCAGGUGGGGCACCUGUCCCCAUCCCACAGAGCACGGUGAAGGAAGCAAGAAUCCCAUAGAUAUCCAUUGGGAGUUUUAACACAGAAAUUAGGCUCUCAAAAUGGAUAUUUUUGGAGACUUGCGGCGAAUGAACAAGCGCCAGCUCUAUUACCAAGUUUUAAAUUUUGCCAUGAUCGUGUCUUCAGCCCUAAUGAUAUGGAAAGGCCUUAUUGUUAUCACCGGGAGUGAGAGUCCAAUUGUAGUAGUGCUCAGUGGUAGUAUGGAACCAGCCUUCCAUAGAGGAGACCUCUUGUUCUUGACAAAUUUCCGAGAUGACCCCAUCAGGGCCGGAGAAAUAGUCGUUUUCAAAGUCGAAGGAAGAGAUAUUCCAAUUGUGCACAGAGUGAUUAAAGUUCACGAAAAAGAAAAUGGCAACAUCAAAUUUUUGACGAAGGGCGAUAAUAAUGAAGUUGAUGACAGAGGUUUGUACAAAGAAGGACAAAACUGGCUAGAAAAGAAAGAUGUCGUAGGCAGAGCCCGAGGGUUUUUGCCGUAUGUUGGAAUGGUGACCAUAAUCAUGAAUGAUUAUCCAAAAUUUAAGUAUGCUCUCUUAGCUGUCAUGGGAGCAUAUGUACUUCUGAAACGGGAAUCAUAAAAGAAACUGGAAUUGCCUUGGACAACUUAUCAGCAUAGUUAUAUGAAGAGAUACUAAUAUAUUUGAAACAUCCCCUUGUCUGCAGAUAAUAUGUGACAUGUGCAAACCAUAUUGUAUUUGUUUUGUUCCUCUUCAUGUUGCAGUCUUAACUGUGGAUAGCCCAAUUGCCUUCAUUGAGUCACACUGAUAUUUUUUUUUAUUAUGUCCAUCUUCCCCAACCUGGUUCAGCUCUCCAAAUUCUCAGUCAAAAAAGUCUUUUGGACAUCUUGGGUGGAGAUUACAUAAAUUGUGGUCUAAAACCAAGUUAGGGAAGGCAACAUUCUCUUAGUUGUUUUGUUAUCAAAUAAUUGUUUUAAUUUCUACAUGUUCACACAAUUGAUACCAAAAUAGUGGUAAAAUUUCUGAGAGGGAAGUGGUAGGAGCCUCAUAGAAUAUGUGUUCACCUUUUCUCACCAGUGACAAAAAUGGAUCUGCUUAUUUUGAAAAUAUUUGCAAUUUGUCCCACCUUCAGAUUAUUCCCAUCUCCCACCCAGGCAGCAGUUCAGUUACUGAUGAUUUGUUGAGCAAUAGACCCUUCUUCUGAAUGAUUUUACAAAGACAGACAAAUGCUCCUAACAAAGAAUUGAAAACUACAGUUUUGAUUAAGCUUGUGAGAAGACCCUUUCUACAAGAGUGGUAAUUCUUCAAGUUGCAUUGCUUCCUCCAAACCAGCUUGAAAAUCAAGAUCCACGAUGAUAUUAUCUGAGUUAGUGCCUUCCACUUAUAUAGAUAGUCCUUGCUUAACAGCACUAAUUGGGACUGGCAACUAUGCCAGUGACACAGUUGCAAAGCAUGACAUUACAUGACCGCGCCAACUUAACCAUGGCAGUUUGUGCAGUUGGAGUUGUUCAGCAAAUCUCACGCUGUCAUUAAGCAUGACAUCACAUGAUUGCCAUUUUCAACUUCCUACUGGCUUCCCCAUAGACUUCGCUAGUCAGAAACCAGCCAUGAAGAUUGCAAAUGGCAAUCAAGUGGCCGUGGGAUGCUGAUUGAAAAAUGUAAGGUAGUUUUCAACUUACAACCACAAUUGAGCCCAAAAUACCUGUUGCUAACUAAGCAAGAUAGUUUUUAAGUGAGCUUUGCCCUAUUUUAUGACCUUUCUUACCAUAGUUGUUGCUGCAAUAGUUCUAAGUGUGAAAAACAGUCACAAGUCACUUUCUCCUAGUUCUGUUGUAACUUUGAAAGUCACUAAACCAAUGGUUGUAAGUCGAAAACUAACGCUAUGCUCCUGCUAAGUUCCCUUAAUCAUCAGUCAGUCCCAAGUGUUAUAUUGAUUUGGAUUUGCAACCUAAGAAAGCUAUAGAAGAGUGUUUCUCAAUUUCAGCAACAUUAGGAUGUGUUCGCUCGCUUGAAUUCUGGAAGUUGAAAUCCCCACAUCCUAAAAUUGCCGAGGGUGAUAAACACUGCUAUAAAAAAUGAGGGUUUUAAAAAGAAGUGAUAUCCUCUUCAGCUUUUUAAAUUUAAUAUUUAUAGAGGCGUUUCCUUAUUCAAUAAAAUAUUAGAAAGCACAUGAGGCCUACACAACUGAUCUAUUGUAUCAGGAUUGCAGUCAGUAAAGUGACAGUUAAUAGAACAAUAAUUUAAUAUAAUGUGAGAACUUGGUAAUCAGUAACUGUUUGAUGAUGCCGCUUGGAUGUAUGUAUGAAGGUCCAUCAGCUCAAAGUAGCUUUAUUAUAAUGAAGUAUGAUCCUGUGCUUGGAUGCUUUGCCUGAAAUUGCUGCUUCCCUAUGCAUUGAAAAAAGGAGAAAAAACUUUCCUUGUUAUAGGAGUUAGACAACCUUGAAAUAAGAAUAGGACUACUGAAAGGAAAGGAAUGUGAAUGAUACAAGAUAGUGGAUCCAGACCAGCCCCCCAAAAUCAGGAAGGCUAAAACUAUAAUAACAACAGAAUCUUGUAAGUCUAUGUAUGUUAUACCUUUUCCUCCUAUUUAGUUUUAGAAAGUAAAAUUCAGAAUACAGAAUUAGAAAGUUUUCUGUCUGAGCCUCUUCUGAAUGUUAUCUGCCUGUUGUGGAUUUAAAAUUUGUUUUACUGUUCAUUGUCCUGGCAAUAUGGAAUUUGCAUGUGUCCAUCAAAGUCAUCUUUAUUCUCUACAGUACUUUUGGGUUCUUGUGUUAUUCUUGCCGACAUUUCAUUAGUAGGCUGGGUGCAUGUGAGAAUGCCCCCUGCCUUUCUCAUUAGUGGCCAGGUGCACCAGGGAUAUAUCCUCCCCUAGUAUUGAAAUGUCCACAAGAACACCACGAAGUUCAGCUCACCAAGAAACUAACAGCUGAAUCUGGAGCUAUGUAUAAGCUCUAAUAGUGGAACAAGGAAAUGGAGAAAAGUUUGACCUAAAACCUUUUAUUAUAUCUGUGCUGUUGGUAUAAGCCUUUGUAAUUCCUAUAGCUCCACUCAGAUGGGGCUGGGAAAUAGAAUUUGUAGUGUAAAAUCUCUACCCAAGAUCACAUUCUAUUUUAACUUGCUCUUCCAACUUUAUUUUUAGCCUUUUAAAUUCUUUUUGUGGCCUUAGGGAAAUCACUUUAAAAAUGUGAAUAAUAUGGAUAUUUUGUUUAACUUCUGUCUUGCAAUUUCACGGUAAUAAAUGUGUCAGUUCUUUCUCUGUUUUUUUAAAGUAAAUUGCUGUAAAGGCUUGCCAGGUUUCUAUGAAAAGACCCACAGAGAGUAAAAGGAAAAACAAGCUGUCAGUUGAGCUAUAUUAAUAAAUUGAUGCCCACCGAUCGAUCUCUCUUUGUUUUAUCAUGCUAUGCAAUAAUAUUAAAACAUUGUUGUCUUGGUUUUAUAACUUAA
This is a messenger RNA of Crotalus tigris (Tiger rattlesnake), 3616 nucleotides long. RefSeq names its product SEC11 homolog C, signal peptidase complex subunit (gene SEC11C). Gene Ontology annotation, cellular component: membrane; signal peptidase complex. The record is from RefSeq and is a predicted model, not a curated record. Bases 260 to 793 code for a protein of 177 amino acids. Gene Ontology annotation, molecular function: serine-type endopeptidase activity. Lineage: Eukaryota; Metazoa; Chordata; Lepidosauria; Squamata; Viperidae. The transcript has 8 exons.